AUCAAUUUACCAUAUAUUCUCUUCUCUUCUCUCAUUUCAUCAGCCAUGGCAUCAUCAGCAAGAAGAUCUUUGAUGACAGCAUUGCUUGUUGCUGUGAUCACCAUGUCAAGCAUGAGCAUGAGCCUAGCAGCUCGCAAUCUUUUGCAAACAAGUGUUCCAAAUUUGCCUGGAAAUAUUCCCAAUCUGCCAAAACCAACAGCAUUGCCACCAUUGCCUACAAUUCCAACAUUGCCUUCAAUUCAGGGCAAUAAUGUUCCACCAUUGCCAACUAUUCCAACUCUUCCACAACCAUCAACUACCCUGCCUCCACUUCCAAGCAUAAGCAUCCCUAAGAUCCCAACCGUCCCACAGACGAACCUUCCCCCGUUGCCGGCCACUUCACUUCCAAACUUUCCCUCAAUCCCAACAACUAUGCCCUCCAUUCCUUUCUUCUCCCCUCCACCUUCACCCUCUGGCAAUUAAAUGCUUUCUCUUGGUGGUUUAUUAUGCAUGCAAUGGAUAUUAAGCUAGCUUGAUUUCAUAUACGUACGUUUGUGUGUGUGAGAGAGUUUUAUGUUUGAUGUUAUCAUUAUUUCUUCUUUAUAGUUUGGUGUGAGAACAUUGUACUAUUUAUUUUCCAGUUCAUGAAUUUAUUGGUAUUGCUUGUACUUUUUUCA
Messenger RNA from Arachis stenosperma, 656 nucleotides. RefSeq names its product protein PELPK1-like. The transcript has a single exon. The record is from RefSeq and is a predicted model, not a curated record. NCBI's taxonomy places the organism in Eukaryota, Viridiplantae, Streptophyta, Magnoliopsida, Fabales, Fabaceae. The coding region runs from base 46 to 462 and encodes 138 amino acids.